CUGGCAGUGAAUUUUGGAACACAGCUCAAGAAGCAAGCAAGCAAGCAAGCCUCUCGGGCAGAGUAGCGUGUCGAAGGAAUUUGUAUGAAGGUUUCCUGAAUAUAUUAUUUAAUUAAUCAAACAUAAAGAAUAUUGUUAUUAUAUUAUCACAGAAAAACUUAUUUUUUUUGUAACGAAUGUACAAUUUGUAUAAUUGUUACGCCACCAAACAAUGGCUGUGAGAAAACUCCGACAUUGUGCACGUGUACCAUUGCGGAAGAGCAAGACGGAAACGUUAAAAAAUAACGACAAUCGACAACAAUGUACGAAAAUUAAAGACAAAAAGACUAUCGUCAUUGCGCAAGAAAUUAAGUUUGCGCGGCUCUUAGCCAAUAAUGACAAGAGGGUACGAGACAAGGUGUUAAAAAAUUUGAAAAAAUGGUUAACAGUACGUUCGCACAGCUCAUUUGCAUUUACAGAAGUGGAUUUUAUUAGUUUAUGGAAAGGUUUAUUCUAUUGCAUGUGGAUGUCUGACAAGAUGUUGAUUCAAGAAGAACUAGCAGAAUCCCUUAGUAAAAUAGUACAUUGUUUUAAUUCCAAAGAUACGAUCAUGCUUUAUACAGCCUGUGCUCUAAAAACACUUGCCACAGAAUGGUUUGGCAUAGAUCAGUACAGAUUAGACAAAUUUUAUAUGUUAGUAAGAAAGAUACUGCGUCAAACAUUUAUAGUAUGUAAGGAUAAAGCCUGGGAUAUGCAUUGGACAAAAGAGAUAUCUCAAAUAUUUGAAAAACUAUUUUUAUGUCCAAAAACUAACUUGGGUUUUAGUUUACAUGUAACAGAAAUAUAUCUGGAAGAGCUUGCAAAGGUCAGUGAUGGAGAAGUGCCGAAAGAAGCUGUGAGUGAAUUUAUUAGACCAUUUGUCAUUUAUUUAGUGACAACUAAGGAUGAACGUCAAAUGAAUCAUAUCAUGAAGCAUAUUUUCAGAUACCUUAUAUUUCAAUCAGAUAUAGGUAUUGAAUAUAUAGAAAAAUUUGAAGCUUGGAGACAAGCUGGAUUUCCUUGUACUCAUUUGGAUAAUGUAGAAAAGAUAGAAAUAUCAGACAUGGAAGAUAACUCUGAGGAUGAACAGUCUUUCGAAGCCAAAAUACUAAACAAUAAAGUUGAAAAACCUUUAGAUCCACGAGCAGGUAGAGUUGAUGUAGAACUGCCACAAAUUUCAUUUGAUCCUGCAGAGAUUGUUCAAUUACUUUCAAGUUAUAAGUUUUAUCCAUCUUCAACGGCAAAGUCACGGAGGCAACUUUCAAGAGUUCUGGGGGAGUACAAGGAAUUAUCAGAAGGUAAGAUGCCUCUUGGGAUAAAGAAAGUUAGAAAUCCUAUUUGGCAGAAAAAAGAUACAGAUGCAAAAAAGGGUGCUCUUCGUCUUAUCCAAUUUGACAAGACUUUGUACAGUGAUAAGAUAAACCAUAAAAGAAAAAGAGACGAACAAAUAGUUAAAUAUGAUGCAAACACUAAUUCAGAUGUAGAGCCUUCUAAGAAACAGAAGAAACAUGACUCAACUCGCGACAAACUUGACUUGAAGUUUGAAUUUAGUGAAAAUGGAGAGAAAUUAAAAACAAAAAGCUUAUUUAAGGAAGAUAAAGCAGGUAAAAAGAUCAAGUUAAAUUGCACAAAUGAUAUAAAAACGUCAAACAGAAAUAUUGAUUGUAAAAUGAAAGCAGCACUUAACGAGUGGCAAGUAUCUGAACUUAUAGAUCAAUGCACAUUAUCUACACCAACCUCUCAGAAAAACACUUUGAUUAAGAAAAUUGCCAAGAAACCCAUAACUAAGAAGACUAUAUCGGAAAACAGUAUUACACAGAAAAAUCAAGUGGUAGCUCUGAAAAAUAAGUCGAAUCAGGUAAAGAAGCAAACUAACGUGAACAAUUUUGUAUCAGCGAAAAAAAAGGUGAAGAUCGUAUUAAACCGAAACACUGAGCAACAUACAUCGGAAUAUAUUCAACAGGUUCGUAAAAGUCCGGCCAUUCCUUUCGACGCAAAUAAGAAGCCACUAGUUGGUGUACUAAAAGCGAGUGCUAUACCAAGCCCAGUUAAUCCCUUUUACAAAAAGGGCUUGCGCGGUUAAAGUAGCUUUUAAAUAUGUACAUAAGAAAUUGUCUUUUUAUAAUAAUAAUAAAGCUAAAAUAUCUAUACGUUA
Molecule: messenger RNA, 2173 nt
Organism: Odontomachus brunneus
Lineage: Eukaryota; Metazoa; Arthropoda; Insecta; Hymenoptera; Formicidae
Gene: Nnp-1
Product: ribosomal RNA processing protein 1 homolog
Exons: 7
Coding region: 212-2101 (629 amino acids)
Biological process (GO): rRNA processing
Cellular component (GO): nucleus; preribosome, small subunit precursor; preribosome, large subunit precursor
Source: RefSeq, a predicted model, not a curated record